AUGGCCAUUUCAGAAGUUAAGCGCUUGGCACAGGCCCUCAGCCAGGAGUACAACGCGGCCAACCCCGACCUCGCAAAGUGCGGUCAGUUCCUUAGCCAGCUCAAGAUUGCCCUUAUUGAGCUUUCGUACUUGACACAUGAGGAGAGACCCAACAACAUCGAGGAGCUGACCUUGGCGCGCGAUGUCCUGGAGAUUGGAGCACAGUGGAGUAUCCGCACAAAGGACAUUCCUUCGUUCGAGAGAUACAUGGCGCAACUCCAGACCUACUACAACGAUCACAGUGCGUUGCCUGCUUCGCCUCUUAAAUACAACCUGAUUGGCCUCAACUUGCUUUGCCUCUUGUCCCAGAACAGGAUCUCGGACUUUCACACAGCAUUGGAGACGAUCGACCCUGAACAACUUCACAACAACCCUGCGAUCCAGCACCCCGUCAAGUUGGAGCAGUCGCUGAUGGAGGGCAGCUAUAACAGAGUCUGGAGCUCACGGUCCGAGGUCCCCUCGAAGGAGUACCUCUUCUUUAUCGAUAUCUUGAUGGACACCAUCAGGAAUGAGAUUGCAAGCUGCAGUGAAAAAGCAUACACUAGCCUGCCCCUGUCGGACGCAGGAACGCUCUUGUUCUUCACAAACAUGGAGGACAUCUUGAACUUUGCAAAGGAGCGCAACUGGAAGGUCAACCCUGUGGAGCAAAAGGCGUACUUCCACUCGGAUGCAGAUGAAAAGAUCAACAUUCCCGCGGACCAGAUCAUCAAGCAGACCAUGUUCUACGCCAGAGAUAUGGACCGCAUUGUCUAA
This is a messenger RNA of Linnemannia hyalina, 792 nucleotides long. Lineage: Eukaryota; Fungi; Mortierellomycota; Mortierellomycetes; Mortierellales; Mortierellaceae. The record is from the annotation of a GenBank genome assembly.